AUGCUUGUAAUCGCUGAAUGCAGAUGGGAAGAAGCCACUAAUGUCAGGAAGGAAAUGAGAGAUAUUGGUAUUAAAAAAAAUGUUGGUUAUAGUUGGGUUGCUGUAAAAAAUAAAGUCCAUGUUUUCCAAGCAAAGGAUAGUUCUCAUGAAAUGAACUCUGCAAUUCAAGCAAUGCUAGCUAAGCUUAGAGGGGAGAUGAAGAAAGCUGGGUAUGUUCCUGAUACCAAUCUAUCACUCUUUGAUUUAGAAGAAGAAGAGAAGGCUUCGGAAGUAUGGUACCACAGUGAGAAGAUUGCUCUAGCUUUUGGCCUCAUUGCUCUCCCUUCUGGAGUGCCCAUACGUAUUACAAAAAAUCUUAGGAUUUGUGGAGAUUGUCAUAGUGCCAUUAAGUUCAUCUCAAAAAUUGUUGGCAGAGAAAUUAUUGUGAGAGAUAAUAAUCGUUUUCAUCGCUUUGUGGAUGGUUGGUGUUCUUGUAAAGAUUAUUGGGAUUUGGCUGCUGAUGUACCAUCUACAUGUGUGGCCAUUCUGCACAGGUGCUUAGUCAGGGUGUUUACGUGGCGGAGUUUGACAGUAAGGGAUUCAGGGAGUGCUGGGUGA
Sphenostylis stenocarpa is the source of this 597-nucleotide messenger RNA. The record is from the annotation of a GenBank genome assembly. NCBI's taxonomy places the organism in Eukaryota, Viridiplantae, Streptophyta, Magnoliopsida, Fabales, Fabaceae.